Molecule: messenger RNA, 2625 nt
Organism: Paramacrobiotus metropolitanus
Lineage: Eukaryota; Metazoa; Tardigrada; Eutardigrada; Parachela; Macrobiotidae
Exons: 3
Coding region: 60-1442 (460 amino acids)
Source: RefSeq, a predicted model, not a curated record
UGACAGUCCGCCUUGUUUCCGAAAUUGCAUUAUUGGCCUGUUUGUUUCAUCUAGAUACAAUGGACCUUUCGAACAUUCCUGAAAAACGUGUCCUUUCCAAGCAAACACCGUUUAUAAAACCAUGUAUUCUUACUUAUGGUUAUUAUCUAUGGAUGAAUAUUUUAGGGAUUCCAUUAAGGUUACGCGAUUCAGAGUUAAUUUCAAACCAGUAUAAGAAGAAACCCAAAAUCCUUGAACUAAUCAAGCGCUUCUGGACUGUUGCUGUAUUUGCCGGCGCUGCGUUGUACCUUGCAAUAGAUUUCAGCCAAUAUUUUGUUCAGCAUUAUUCUGCAAAAUUGUAUGCUGUUGAUUUUUUUGCUUUAAUUGUUUUGUUAUUUCGAUGGUGGUCAGUUAUAUUGCCGUUAUUCGUCAUUCUGGAUUUAUGGAUUACCAGUAAAAAUGUCAAGAUAAGCGCUCUAGUGCUGGCUAUAGCAGAGCGUGUGCUUAUUUCCCAAACAUCUUUAUUCCAAGGUUGGAAGUUCAUUUUGGUGGUUUUUGUUCUAAACCUCUCCUUAAUAAGCUUCUGCACCGCUGGAUAUAUGUGGACUUUUAGCAACACAAAUGAUACAUAUUUUGGGAAUAAUUACACUUGGUUCAGCCAUGUUCCCGUUGUGAUAUACGGAAGACUACGAAUACCGCAGUGGAUAUUUAUGCUAGCCUCCUUUUCCGGAUUAUUCUACAGCACAAUGGCUGUAUUGGCUGUCGAGAUAUUUAUUGUUUCUUUGAGUGGUGCCAUCGGUGGGGGUUUCAAGAAUGUCCAGAUUGGCUUAAAAUCUCUGGUGAUGUCUUCGACGUCGAAAAAUGCGCCACGAAAUGUGGCCGUAACCCUGCGAAGGCUUAACUUGGAGCAUUUUCAGUGGUGCGAAAUGCUGGAACAGUUCAACUACGUGUUUUCGUCAUUCAUAUUCUUGUUGAUGGUGCGUGACCUUAUGGGAUUUCUGGCCGGUGUUGCCAUUGCCUUUCGGUUCCCUUUGCAACGUGAUAGUAGUGAUGUUGAAGUGGUUGACAUUGAACACAUGCUAAAAAUUAUCCAUAAUCUUGCAUGGGGUUGGUUCGGCGCUUGUAUAAUCAGCAUAAUGCUGCGAAUUACCACCUUUAUAUGGAUAAAUGACCAGGCAAUUUCUUCGAUAAAAACUCUGCGAUCGAUAUCGUGUGCGCUUGAAGAUCGGGGCAUUCGCCAGGAGUGCAGCGAUUUUGUACAGCGCAUCCGACGGUCGGUCACAGCGGUUUCCGUCUAUCACACCAUCCCAACAAAUCGCAGUUAUGUUACAGCGGUUUGUGGAGCGAUGGUUACAUAUUUAAUUGUAAUUUAUCAAGUUCGUGACCAGAAACAGGACGUGGACGACGUUGUAGACAGCCGUAAUGCAAAAGAAUGGAUGGAGCACAUCAUAAAAAUGCUUUGAAUUAAAUAUCAACUUUGGGCAUUCUAUCUGACUAUCGGAUGCAAGGAAAUUAGGACUUAUUUUCGCAGAUUCCGGAUACGUUAUGAGUUUAUUUGUCAAUUUUAAAAAAAUUGACAAACAUCAAUUUAAGCCAUACAGUUACCAUUAAUUCUUGUCAUUAAUACUGGUAUAACUAAUGUCUUUUUUCAAGUUACAAUUAACAGCUUUUUUGUGAUUAACGCCUGCUUACGUAUACCAAAUUUGAACAUAAUUCACGCAAAAUUAAAUAGUAACAACAUUGCCGGAAAGAAAAUUUUUCGUUUAGAUCAUUUGCCAUGCAGUUUUUCUGUGAUUAACAAUUGUGACUAUUAUAAUUACAGAACUAUAGAUACCUACUAGAAUGCAUAUAUUUGUUCAUGUCUGCUCUUGUUUACAAAUUUUAAUAAGUGAAUACGCGGAUUAUUUUGCAGUAAGCACGAGAAAAUAAUGACAAAACAGUAAGUAAAUGCUACGAGUCAAGCGGGUUGAACACCUGCUGUUAAACCUUCCCAGUGUGCAUGAAAUGUAAUUACGAGUGUCAAGUUCUAGCACAGUCCACGGAAACGUGUCCGGUACGAUUGGAUUUGGGGCGACAGGUUCUUUUGCACUGGCAGGAUCAAAGGUUACAUGGGAGUUUUCGGGCGUUUGCUGAUCCAUUCUUUAACACCUUGCAGAUUAUUGAUUCGCUGCUCGUGAGCUUUCAAGAGCUCGUAGCCGUUGAGGGCAUUGGGUUCCACCACUUGCAGUUGUCCCAUUCCAUGGGCAAUAACGAAAUCUGGAGCAGCGCAUUCUCAAUAUAACAUACUAUGAUAUUUAUAUAAAGAUGAAUUAUGUGCUCUUUCAUUUUUGCGUACGCCAGUUUGUAUAAUGCCAGUGCUGUUAUUAUAAUGUAAUAUUUAUCUUUGUACAUGGUACGCAUUUUUUAAGAGUAGUUGGUCAGAGUUUUCCGUACGCAUAAUGCAUGUGAAUACAAAGCAAAUUAAACUGAUCGCCGCAGAACGCUGUGUAAGUGUUCUUACCUGCCCAUGUGGGUCCACUGCCAACAAAAAACUGUCCGCCAUUGCUUUUUAAAUGCUGUUCGUAAGUCUUAAGAAAUCCCGGCAGAGUUUCAUUGAAGUAUUUCUCUUUCAUUGCCUUUUUGCGGGUUUCAUCUUGCUCAAAAAAC